Messenger RNA from Epithele typhae, 726 nucleotides. RefSeq names its product polymerase III polypeptide H. The record is from RefSeq and is a predicted model, not a curated record. The coding region runs from base 1 to 726 and encodes 241 amino acids. Gene Ontology annotation, biological process: transcription initiation at RNA polymerase III promoter. Gene Ontology annotation, cellular component: RNA polymerase III complex. NCBI's taxonomy places the organism in Eukaryota, Fungi, Basidiomycota, Agaricomycetes, Polyporales, Epitheliaceae. The transcript is spliced from 4 exons.
AUGUCUAACGUGAACCCGACAGGACGCAGUCGCCGUGCAUCCGGCACAGUUUGUCUACCUCCAGAACAAGCUAUCACCAAUCAGCUGAACGAGGUUCACGCGAGACGCGUCUUGCACGGCGUUGGCCUGUACAUAUGCGUCUUCGACCUCGCGGCCCGGGUAGCGGAGGGCAAGGUGCGGUACGGCGAUGGAUGGAUGUGGUACCAAGAUCGCUACGACUACCUUCUCUGCGUCUUCCGUCCCUUCGGAACCGAGGCCAUCCUCGCCAAGAUCAAGUCCUCGGAUGAGGACGGUGUCCGACGUCCUCACUGUCGCAUCUUUGACGACAUCUACGUUCCCCUUGUCUGCCUUCCGGAACCUUGCGCCUCUGACCCGAAAGAGCGACCACAUUUCUGGCUGCCGGGAUCGGAAACAACCUCGUCUCACGAGCCCCUCGGCUCACCCCUGGCGGACCGGAUAUACAUCGACGCCGGCUAUGUCCUCCGGGUGCGCGUCGAGGCAGACGGGUUCCAUGACGAUGAGCCUGGACCGCCGGAGGCGCAUGAGGGCAUUCAACGGGCUCAUGAAGUGCGCCGUUCCCCGUACACCACCACCGUGAGUGCCUUUGCUGCUUCCCCUUGUCGACGGAAAACUGCUUAUGUCCGGUUCUGGUUCCAGUGCCCGAUGUCCGAACAGCGAUUUGACCAGUGGAGGAACGCUGGCGUUGAAACAACGGACGAUGGCUGA